AGCCGCCCCUGCUCCGGCCAGGGAAGAAGCAGCAGCAGCCGCCGCCCGGAGCCCUGCGGGGAGCAGCAGCGGGGCCCGGCCAUGGGGAAGCUGCAGCUGUUCGAGAUCCACCUGAGCGAGAGCCGGGUCGUCUACAGCCCCGGGGAGCCGCUGGCCGGCACCGUCACUGUGCGCCUCUCCGGGAGCCUGCCGUACCGCGCUAUCAAAGUGAGCUGCUUUGGAUCUUGCGGCGUGUCCAACAAGGCCAAUGACACCGCAUGGACUGUAGAGGAGCAGUACUUUAACAGCACGCUCUCGCUGGCGGAUAAAGGGGUUCUGACAGCUGGCGAGCACACCUUUCCCUUCCAGUUCCUGUUGCCAGCAUCAGCCCCCACGUCGUUUGAAGGCCCUUUUGGGAAGGUGGUCCAUCAGGUCAAAGCCGUGAUAGAUACGCCCCGAUUCGCCAAGGACCACAAGUGCAACAAGGUCUUCUACAUUCUCUGCCCGCUCAACCUGAAUGACAUCCCGGACAUUGAGCAACCCAACACCACGUCCAUCACCAAGAAGUUCAACUACAAGCUGGUGAAGAGUGGAAACAUCAUCUUAACCGCCACCUCGGACCUCAAAGGGUAUAUCGUGGGGCAGGCAAUCCAGCUGCGCACCGACAUCGAGAACAAGUCUGGCCGGGACACUGGCACGGUGGUGGCCAGCCUCCUCCAGAAGGUCGCUUAUAAAUCCAAGCGCUGGAUUUAUGACUUGAGGACCAUUGCUGAGGUGGAGGGCUCGGGGGUGAAGGCCUGGAAGCACGCGGAAUGGAAGGAGCAGAUCCUUGUCCCCGCGCUGCCGCAGUCUGUGCUGCACGGCUGCAGCCUCAUACAUGUCGACUACUAUAUCCAAGUUUCCCUGAAGUCGCCAGAGGUUUCAGUCACUCUGCCUAUUUACAUCGGCAACAUUGCUGUGAACAGGGUUCCUGUGACCCCGGCUAGGUCGGUCCAGCACAUUCCGUCCGUUGUGGUCCCGUCCGCCCCACCAGAAGAGGAGGAAGCUGCCAGUGGCUAUCACCCAAUGGACAAUGUUUCAAUCCCCACCAAAAGCCAUUCCCAGCUUCAGACGUUCAGCUACGCUCCAGGACUGAGCUUCCAGGACCUAAGGCUGGACUCAGACCAGACUGCCUCCCCAAACCACCCCACGCUUUGCUUGGCGACAGGAGCGACCGUCCCUUACUAUGCUGAGGGGACAGUGGUUCCGGUUCCCACCGCCGGCUCUCUCAUCUUGCCUCCGGAGUACAGCACGUGGGGUUACCCCUAUGAGGCACCCCCUUCCUAUGAACAGAGCUGCAGCAGCGCCAACUCCAGCCUCAGCAAUGGCAACUAGCCCAUGGCUCCCCGUCUGCUGCCAAGUCUGGUACCGCGCAAAGCAUCUUGUACUUGGGGCCACCGGCUACUCCUGGGCUGAGAUUUUUAAGUCCUUUUUUUUUUUUUU
Emys orbicularis (European pond turtle) is the source of this 1461-nucleotide messenger RNA. RefSeq names its product arrestin domain containing 1 (gene ARRDC1). Gene Ontology annotation, cellular component: cytoplasm. The transcript is spliced from 8 exons. Lineage: Eukaryota; Metazoa; Chordata; Testudines; Emydidae. The record is from RefSeq and is a predicted model, not a curated record. Gene Ontology annotation, biological process: protein transport. The coding region runs from base 82 to 1353 and encodes 423 amino acids. Gene Ontology annotation, molecular function: ubiquitin protein ligase binding; ubiquitin-like ligase-substrate adaptor activity.